Bombyx mori (domestic silkworm) is the source of this 3491-nucleotide messenger RNA. RefSeq names its product solute carrier family 22 member 1. Gene Ontology annotation, molecular function: transmembrane transporter activity. Gene Ontology annotation, cellular component: membrane. The record is from RefSeq and is a predicted model, not a curated record. Gene Ontology annotation, biological process: transmembrane transport. Lineage: Eukaryota; Metazoa; Arthropoda; Insecta; Lepidoptera; Bombycidae. The transcript is spliced from 9 exons. Bases 600 to 2135 code for a protein of 511 amino acids.
GGUAAAUAGAAAAGCAAAAAGCUUUAGGUAUAUUCAAGUAGGCCUUUGCAGAUGCUUUUAAAUCGUCAUGUAUUAACGAUCGAUUCGAAAUGCAGAGGAGAGCAACUGAGAAGAGUCAGGCAGAAACGCAGGGAUAUCUCAUUUCCAAAUAAAUGCUUCCAAAUAAAUAAAUAAAACACACGAAAUUUAUAAACCAGUACAUAUAAUAAUGAAGAAAUUAACCGAGAACGAAAAGAUCCUAUUACAGUCAAUUCAGCAAGCUAAAUCCGCCUCCGAUCAAUAGUAGGCUAAAGUCUACAUAUUUCUCUACAAAACUGAUCCAAGAAGACAUCGUUAAUGCCUUUAAGUACUGUUCUCUAAGUUUACCGCUUUUUGCUCCGACUUACUAAGUUUUUAUAAAAACGGACACCGCGCCACUGGAAAUUAGGUAGGUAUGCCAGAUAAAUACUAUUAUUAUGUAUUAUGACCUUAGUUUAUUAAUGGUAUGAAUUAUCAAUUAUUUCUUAUCAGUUAUUUAGUUUGAAGAGUUGAGUAGUACAUUUCGUUCAUUUGAAGUAUGUACACAUAGCGUUAAAAUAUUAGUUAGAGAAUUGAAAAAAAUGGAAACACCAUCGUUAUAUCAUCGAGCUCUUUCCGAAGUGACAAAAAGUGAAAAAUAUCAAAAAAAAUACGACUAUUUAUACAAUGUAGCACUAGCUUGCCUGUGGUCUAUGGCAUUUAACAAUAUAAUUCUGGCCCUCACGAUUAUUCCCUAUACUUGUGAGAUACCAGACGCUCCUAAGAAUGUGAACAGAGAAGAUUGGAAGGAAAUGUGGAUUCCGAAGAAUCAGUUAGGCGGCAAUAUGACAAUAUUCAGCAAUUGCUUAAUUUAUGACGAAAAUAACAACAUCACAGAUUGCAAACGUUACCGAUACGAUAAUACUUGGUACAAAAGUACGAUUCCUUCAGAGAACAAUUGGGUGUGCGAAAAAGAAUAUUAUGUAAUAAACAUUUUAUCACACAACAAGAUUUCUGAAACUGUUGGAUCACUUAUCUUUGGUUGGUUUGGUGAUGCGUAUGGACGACGGUUAACGUACAUGAUUUCCUUGUUAUUACUUGUGAUUGGAAGAACGAUAUCAAUAAUUUUCAGUCAUUCCGUUGUCAUAUUUAGUAUAGGAUGUUUAAUAGCCGCUUUCCCAGCGACUUCUGCCUUACAAUGCACAUCUUCGAUUUCAAUGGAGAUUUCAUCUCCUAAAAGAAGAUCGAGUAUCGCUAAAUUACGAUUUAUUGCUUCAAGUGUUGGUUUGUGCCUGAUGCCCCUAUUAUAUUGGUGGAUAAGAGAAUGGAAAUUAUUUAUGAUUACGACGACAGUCACGCAAUUGCCAUAUUUACUGUGGUCGUGGAAGAUGAUCGAAUCUCCGCAAUGGUUGUGGAUAAAUCAAAGAAACAAAGAGUGUGAGAACAUUUUAGAGCAAAUAGCGAAAGACAAUCGCACUGCGUUGAGCAGCCAAACAAAACAAUUGAUCUCAGCAUCGCACGAAGAACACACCGAAAAACAAUUUGGAUUCCUUCUUCUUUUUUCCAACAAGGAAUUAGCCCUUGUUACGAUUUUACAGCUUUUUAUAUGGGUAUCAGUAACAUUAAGUUACACCGUCAGCUUUUUAAGUUCAGGAGAAAGCUCACAAACAAAUCCUUUUUUAGAUUUUGCUUUUCAGUCACUUGCUGAAAUACCAGGGCACUUUUCAGGAGCUUGGUUAGCCGAUAAUAUAGGUCGUCGGUAUACCUGUGUAGUUUCAUUUGGUGUGUCGUCUGUUGCAUGGGUCAUAAUUGGUUUCAAAGAUUUUGUCAUGUGGCCAGAUGUCGAAUGGAUUUUGAUAUUCGUACAGGUUUUAAAUAGAUACUCUAUAACUAUAUCUUACUACAUUAUAAAUCUACUUAAUAUGGAAAUUUAUCCUACUGCCAUGCGUCAGUCUGGAAUGGCUUUGGGCAAUUUGAUUUCUGGAAUAGCGGCAGCGAUUGCUCCCUAUGUACUUUUAUUGGGACAUAAACACGGAUCCUUUUGGUCUUCAGCCAUCCUAAGCCUGUUCUCAAUAAUAGGAUUGAUGUCAGGCUUAGGCCUACCAGAGACAGUAGCUCGCAGGAGACAUCCAAUUUGAAUUACCUGAAGCCGCAUAAAAAACUAGAAUGUGUCGAAAAGAAAAAAUAAAUUUGUAGUAAAGAAAAUUUAAGUAGUAGCCAACCGCAAACUGAAGAAUUUUCUUUUUCUUAGAUUUUUCAGUAAGGCAAUAGGUUUUUUAGUACGGCGUUGUUUCUAGCGUCGAGCUUGUUAAAUUCUCAAUAGAUAAACUCGAUCUCAUAGUUAACUAUCUCUUGAUAAACCCUCGACCUACCUAAAUACUCUGUUAAAUAAUUUGAAAAAUAUCGAAAUAUUAUCCCAGUAAAAUGGAGGGAAUUUGCUGAAACUUUAUCAAUGGACUUUUUGGAAGAACCCAAGAAGCUACAUCCAGCGGCUUUGUUUCAUUUCUCCUAAUUUGUGCACUUUCACAGACCGUAAACAGUUACUAAGCUGUCUUUAUUACAUAAUAUUCAAACCUGAAGAAACAAUAAGUUAACAAAACAAUUCACUUAACUUCGCCUCCUCGCGUUCCCGCCAAAAAGUUUCCGAUUAAUUUGUUAAAUUUGGCACACUGUUCGAACUUAUUCAUAGUUAAUACAGUUAUUAUAGUUUUAUUCUGUAAUGUAUUACAUCUAUUUCGAUGAGGAAAAGGCUAUUUUUUUUUUGUUUAAGCGUCAUUUUUGAAGGUGUACAGGAGAGCCAUUUAAAGUUUAAAUUUUGGAAAAAAUAUCAUGACAAAAAACUUCAUAAGCUAUUUGGAUGUGGUAAACAUAAUUGAAAAGUUCAAUUAAAACAUCGAAUUGUUGAUAGUACUUACUACUACUGCGCUGGCGCUAUGACCCCGAUGUGGGUCUAACAAUAAACGUCACCAUUCAUGAUCAUCCAUGUAUCAUGUUGAUACUAAUACUAAAUAAAACGGAUCUUUAAGUACAAAGAUAAAUGUCACGUAUUAAACGAAAUUUCGCUUAAACCAAAUAUCCUUUCACCCCUCGAUAUUAUUAUGUUCUUUUUAUAUAAUAUUAUACAGUUAUUAUAGUUUUUUAUUAAUGUUCUAUGUACAUAAUUUUUCGGUUGUAACGAUCCGCUUAAAUUCGUAGAAUCUUUCUCCAUUUUGUUGUUAAGACGUCUGUUUGAUUAAAUCCAGUUUUCAUAGUGUGUUUCGUGUGCUUGUCUAGAGGUGCGUGGCGCUGUCCUGAUUAUGAUGUAAACAGCCUCUGGUACGAGGUGAACCGUGAGCAUGUUCAUGACAAUUAAUUGUAUCUUGUCAAGAAAAUGUGUGUGAUAUAGGAGAUAAAAUAAAAAAAAUUGUCUGCAGCCAUAUAGUUGCAAAAGCAAAAACUUAAUUUUCUUUUAAGUAUGUAGUAGUAGUUUUAUUAAGAUUAAAGAAUUAUCAUAA